Syzygium oleosum is the source of this 3951-nucleotide messenger RNA. RefSeq names its product probable ubiquitin-conjugating enzyme E2 23. Lineage: Eukaryota; Viridiplantae; Streptophyta; Magnoliopsida; Myrtales; Myrtaceae. Bases 137 to 3577 code for a protein of 1146 amino acids. The record is from RefSeq and is a predicted model, not a curated record. The transcript has 8 exons.
UCUCCCCAUCGCUAAACAAAAAAGCCGAAGGGCCGCUCGUUCGAAAAUAUAUAUUCAGACAAGAACGUCUCCGACGGACAUCUUCCUCUCUGCAUCUCUCUCCUCCAUUCCUCCGAGACUGAUCUUCCCUUACGAGAUGGCAUUGCAACAGAAGAAUAUUGCUGCUGAGGAACCAACCACAAGUGGGCACGACACGACUCUGGAGGAAGCUGAUUCUGCUAUCGGUGGUUGUCUUUCUGACGUGAAUAACAAUGGUGACAGCAAUGGAAUGGCAGAAGCAGAUAGAAACAUCAAGGAAACUCAGAGUUUCCCUGGCAUAUAUAGGCAAGAUGUGGUGAGGAGCAAAAAAAAUGGAACGAUCGGUAUAGUGACUGAAGUUGCUGGGGACUCUGAUUCAGAUGGCAGCAUUACUGAUGAGGAGGAUGAAGACGAAGACGAUGAAGACGAUGCUGAAGACAGUGCAAAUGAGGAGACUGAUGGUGAUAGAAUCAAAUUAUCUCGGGAAAAUUGUGCCGGAAGCCAAGGUGAUGAGAAACCAGGUCCUCUAUCUGCCGACCAAGUUCGAGUGCUCUGGAUGAAUGACAUUGAGAGUACUCAAAGUCUUAAUGAAGUAACAGUCAUUGAUCGGGGAUUCUUACACGGGGAUUAUGUGGCUUCAGCCUUAGACCCUACAGGUCAAAUUGGUGUCGUGGUGGAUGUUAGUAUAAAUGUGGAUGUAUCAACUUAUAGUGGAUCUACUAUAGAAGAUAUACCAUCGAGAGAACUAAAGCGUGUGACGGAAUUUUCUAUUGGAGAUUAUGUUGUCCUCGGUCCGUGGCUGGGUAGAGUAGAUGGUGUUCUAGAUAAUGUGACUGUGCAGUUUGAUGAUGGUUCUGUCUGUAAAGUAAUGAAGGCUGAGCCACAUCGCCUCAAACCUAUCACCAAGAAUCUACUUGAAGAUGAGCAUUGUACUUAUUUUCCUGGUCAACGUGUCAAGGCUAGCUCUUCUUCGAUUUUCAAGAAUUCGAGAUGGCUAUCUGGGUUGUGGAAAGCUAAUAAGUUGGAGGGUACCGUAACCAAAGUCACGAUAGGCUCGGUGUUUAUAUAUUGGAUAGCGUCCGCUGGACACGGGCCUGAUUCUUCGACUGCUCCAGCGGAAGAACAGAGCCCGAAGAAACUGAAAUUACUGUCUUGCUUUUCCCAUGCAAAUUGGCAGCUAGGUGACUGGUGUCUUCUUCCAUCUUCAACACCAGCUUCGUCUCUAUUAUACAAGGGUUUGUCAAGACUAGAACUUGAUGACUCGCUCAACAGUGAGUUAGAUAGCUCUCAACCGGAAAAGGAGGUUGCAUUGGAUGAGUCAAUUGACAACAGAGAGUUCAUGGAUACUGAUGCAGACACUGUAUUGGACCCAAAGGCUCCAUUGGAAUCAAUUACACGAUACGCAGCCUCAUCUGAGUCUAGCUCAUGUAGCAGUUCAUUGUCGGUUGCCAAGGAAACUCUUCAUGAACCUUGGCCUCUUCAUCGGAAAAAGAUUCGUAAAGUUGUUCUGAAGAGGGACAAGAAGAUUCGAAGGAAAGAGGAAAAUUUUGAAAAAGCUCUUCAAAUUGUCAAUACCAGAACAAAAGUUGAUGUGGCGUGGCAGGACGGUCAGAUUGAACGCUGUCUGGACUCAACAAAAUUGAUUCCAAUUGAGACGCCUGGUGAUCAUGAAUUUGUUGCUGAACAGUAUGUGGUCGAAAAGGCUGCUGAUGACGAGGAUUAUGCUGGUGAAGUUCGGCGUGUUGGGGUAGUGAAAAGUGUAAAUGCCAAAGAGCGAACAGCUCGUGUCAACUGGUUAAAACCAGUUGCCAGGCCAGAAGAUACUCGUGAGUUUGAGAAAGAGGAAGUUGUUAGUGUCUAUGAGCUGGAGGGACAUCCAGAUUAUGACUAUUGUUAUGGUGACGUCGUUGUACGUUUGUCCCCAGUUUCUGCUUCUUUGCAAAUGGAUUCUGGUAUGAAAUCUAUCGAGACAGGAAUGCAACAAAGCGUGCCAGAGGAGGAUACAACAGAUAACGAAGAAGACAGCUUGGGGACUCAAAAGGUCGAGGAAGUCACCGACAAUGAAGCUACCUCUACCUUUACAGAUCUUUCAUGGGUCGGUAAUAUAACCGGGCUUAAAGAUGGUGACAUUGAAGUUACAUGGGCUGACGGGAUGGUUUCAACGGUCGGACCGCAGGCCAUAUAUGUUGUCGGUCGAGAUGAUGACGAUGCGUCGAUUGCUUCUGGCAGCGGGGUUAGCGAUGCUGCAAGUUGGGAAACUGUAGAUGAUGAUGAAAUGGACGCUGUAGCAAAUGACAAAGAGGAGGUUGGACUUGCAAAUGAUGAUGACAAUGAUUCUGGAGAAGAGAGUGUGGAAAACCAUACUGGAAUGAAUUCAGCACUUUCUUUUCCUUUGGCUGCGAUUGGAUUUGUAACCAGAUUGGCAACUGGAAUAUUUUCACGAGGCCGGAAAAAUCUGGACUCUGGUUUGGAUUCUGAAGCUGAAAAUGACAGUCAUUCCCAGAUGUUGAUGCAAAGUUCCGAUGGAUUAUAUUCUAGUGACGAGUGUAGCUCGCAGAAAUCUAACAUCAUGGACUGUACGGGUACAGACACGACUUAUCUUAUUGGGGAUCAAGAUAUUUCUGGGAUAGUUCCUGAUCCAGUGGAUGCAGCUGAAAGUUUACGCAAUACGAGGCCUCAGGAAGUAGAUGCUCCAGCCUCCUAUGAAGAAACUACUUGCACUUUUAAACGUUUUGAUACGGCUAGAGAUCCUCUAGAUCACUAUUUCAUUGGCACGAAUGGACAGGUCAAUGGUGGAAGAAAGUGGUUCAAGAAGGUACAGCAAGACUGGAAUAUCCUUCAGAAUAACCUCCCUGAUGGGAUUUAUGUACGAGUCUAUGAAGACCGAAUGGAUCUUGUGAGGGCAGUAAUUGUCGGGGCGUAUGCGACACCCUACCAAGAUGGUCUUUUUUUCUUUGACUUUCACCUUCCCCCAGAGUAUCCCGAUGUUCCACCAUCAGCAUAUUAUCAUUCUGGCGGAUGGCGGAUUAAUCCCAACUUGUAUGAGGAGGGGAAAGUUUGCCUUAGCCUUUUGAACACCUGGACUGGCAGAGGAAAUGAAGUGUGGGAUCCCUUAUCUUCUAGCAUUCUUCAAGUGUUGGUUUCACUCCAAGGAUUGGUGCUCAAUUCUAAACCAUACUUCAAUGAGGCAGGGUAUGAUAAGCAAAUUGGGACAGCUGAAGGAGAGAAAAACUCGUUGGCCUAUAAUGAGAACACUUUCUUGCUGAAUUGUAAGACAAUGCUGAAUCUAAUGCGAAAGCCCCCCAAGGACUUCGAAGACCUUGUCAAGGAGCAUUUUCAGAAGCGUGGCUUUUACAUCCUCAAGGCUUGUGAUGCAUAUAUGAAGGGAUAUUUAAUCGGAUCUCUCACGAAGGAUGCCUCUGUAAGCAGUGAAAACAAUGCAAAUUCAACAUCGGUUGGCUUCAAGCUUAUGUUAGCCAAGAUUGUACCAAAGCUUCUCUUGGCUUUGGAUGAAGCUGGAGCUGAUUGCAAUGAAUUCAGACAUUUGGGAGAACCAUAGCAGAUUCUGAAGUCUAAGCCUCUGCCUCUUUCUAGUCAAAGAGGUUAGCUUUGCGAUUCACUACGAUUUCGUUCACCAACAGAUAUUUGUUGAUGUAAAGACUUCCAUUCCUGUGCAAAUGAAGAACAGUCGAUUUGCGCAGCAACAUUCUUUGCUGAUUGGUGAAUGACAUGUUUUAGAAGCUUGGUUUCCUUUUGAGCAAAAAAUGCGCGUUUCCUUGUGAUUGUUCCAACACUAGUGCCAAAUGUAUAUUUUGGGGUGGCCACAUCAAUUUUUUUUCUGCGGAAGUUGGCCUCCGUGUGUACUGACUUCAUUUUUUUUUAUAGGAAAAGUUUUGGAUCUUGGAACGUAUAAUCUAUCUUAUUCAUUGUCAA